AUGCAUCGAAAACAAGAAAACCAUGACAUAGAGAUCAACGGUUACUUCUUACCUAUGGAUGACACCACGCAAUUCCACCCGCUGAAACGAGCCACACCAACAAGCACCCUCUCUUCAAUACGGAGAUUAUCGUCGGCCUUGGAGGUUUUCUAUGAGUGUUGUGGCUCUUGUGGAUACCCUUUGAAUUUGUCAUCAUCGAACCGAAUCACAUCUAACAUUGCAUCUCAGUAUCAAAAGUCUGUUAAGAAAGGAUCAAUCUCUUUUUCUUCAGUUGAUCUUAGCCGAUUUACACAGGUUGAUGAAAUAAAUUGUUUUCCUGUCCCUUGGUUUGGUCAUCGUUCGAAGACUAAAUUGCUCUGCCGCAAGUGUGGGGUUCAUAUUGGUUAUGGUUAUGAUAGAGAAACACCUGUUCUUUGUGGAUUUGAAUCUCCUAUUUCAUCUAGCUCUAGAAAAUUUGCCAUAAAGAUUCGUUCAUUACAACCCUCUUCAGAAGAAUCUUGA
Molecule: messenger RNA, 501 nt
Organism: Arachis ipaensis
Lineage: Eukaryota; Viridiplantae; Streptophyta; Magnoliopsida; Fabales; Fabaceae
Source: RefSeq, a predicted model, not a curated record